Messenger RNA from Ruditapes philippinarum (Manila clam), 3925 nucleotides. Its product is annotated as structural maintenance of chromosomes protein 6-like. Gene Ontology annotation, cellular component: Smc5-Smc6 complex; nucleus; site of double-strand break. The record is from RefSeq and is a predicted model, not a curated record. The transcript is spliced from 27 exons. NCBI's taxonomy places the organism in Eukaryota, Metazoa, Mollusca, Bivalvia, Venerida, Veneridae. Gene Ontology annotation, biological process: double-strand break repair via homologous recombination. Bases 134 to 3430 code for a protein of 1098 amino acids. Gene Ontology annotation, molecular function: ATP hydrolysis activity; single-stranded DNA binding; damaged DNA binding.
AGUAUGGUCUAGAUAUCUAGAGCCUGAAACAAGCAAAGCCCUACGGCAGAAGAUCAAGGCGCGAACAUUGCCUGAAAUUAGGAAAAACAAAACAAUAUGAACUAUAGAUGAUAGUCAAAGAUAGCUCAGCAGGAUGAAGAGAAAGAACAGACAAACCACUGACAAUGAUAGUCAGCCACCUGUGGCUAAAGUUGCCAGGCAGGAAUCAGACCCUGAAGAUGACGAGGAGCUCAUGGAUAUGUCACAAAGACCUGACUGUCCCUCAGACCCUAAAGAGGCAGAGGUUGGAAUUAUUGAAAAAAUCUCACUGAAGAAUUUCAUGUGUCAUAAUCGACUAGAUAUUCCAUUCGGGCCAAACAUCAAUUUUAUUGUUGGAAAUAAUGGAAGUGGUAAAAGUGCUGUCAUCACUGCCCUGGUUGUUGGACUUGGUGGCAAGGCUGCUGUUACAAACAGAGGCUCAAAACUGAAAAGUUUUGUAAAAGAUGGAAAACAAGUUGCCGAGGUGGAGAUCAGGUUGCGUAAUAGAGGAGUGGAUGCUUUCCGUCCUGAUUUGUAUGGAAACACCAUCAGUGUUCAUAGAAAGUUCAAUGCUGAUGGGAGCACCCAAUAUAAACUUGCUUCCGAGAAUGGUAAAGUGAUAUCAACGAAGAAGGAUGAUCUGUCCAGGAUACUGGAUCAGUUUAACAUACAAGUAGAUAAUCCAGUGGCAGUGUUAAAUCAGGAUACAUCCAGAAACUUCCUCAAUAGUAAAAGUCCUCAAGAUAAAUAUAAGUUUUUUCUGAAGGCAACACAACUAGAGCAGAUAAAGGAGGACUAUAAUACUGCCUCCGAUCGUAAAGAAUUAACUAAAGAGAUUAUUGCUAAAAAAAUGGAAACAUUGCCAAAGCUUGAGAAAGAAGUACUGGAAUGUGAACAGAGAUACAAAUCACUGACGGCUAUCAAAGAAUUGGAGGUUAAGACUAAAAAGUUGAGGGAGGAAAUGGCCUGGUCAUUUGUUAUAGAAAAAGAAAAGGGUAUUACACCAGUUGAAAAAGAAUACAGGCAUGAGGAAGCAAGAUUACCAAGGUUUAAAGCAAAGGCAGAUGAAGCUAAGAGUAGCCUCGACAAAAUGAAUCAGCAGAUGCAAGAACUUACAGCUCGAUUAAAUGAAUCUGGAGAAGAGGUGAAACAACUGCAGCCAGCUCAUCAUAAAGCUAGAAAUGCUCUCAAUGAACAGAAAAAACUCACCAGAAAUGCACAAAUGGAGGUUAAAAGAUUGGAGUCAGCUAUCCACACCAGGACAAAGGAGAAGAAGUCUAUAGAAGAAAGAAUUGCAGACAUACAGAUGAGUUCACGUGAUGACUAUGAAAAUGAAAGAAGGGCACGGAUGAAGAAGAUUGAAACUCUAGAAGGGAAAGUUGCCAGUUUACAGGCUCAGGAAACCACAACAGAUCAUCAGCUUGACCAGUUUAGAAAUGCAAUACAGAAAUACAAGAAUGAUAGGUUUAAGUUAGGACAAGAUCAUCAAGUCAGUCAGACUCAGAUAGAUAAACAUCAAAGGAAUCUCCAGUCAUUGAAAGCCUCUCAGGGAAACAGACUUAAACGGUUUGGACCAUUUAUGCCUCAACUUAUACAAACUGUAGAUGAAUAUGCUCGCCUCGGAAGGUUCCACAAGAAACCUAUAGGUCCAUUAGGUGCAUGUUUUACUCUUGCUGAUCAGAAAUGGGCAUUAGCUGUUGAAUGUUGUCUGAAAGGUUUGAUGAACUCAUUCUGUUGUCAUGACUACCAUGAUGAGAAACUACUGGAACAAAUCAUCUCUAACGUUUGUCCACAAUAUAAACCUACCAUCAUUGUCAGUAAAUUUAAGGACAGGGUCUAUGAUGUCUCAGAGAAGAGGGCAGACAAUAGCAAGUUCUAUUCAGUGCUGGAUAUGGUGAAAUGUGAUCAACCAAUGGUUUAUAAUACACUUAUUGAUCAGAGGACAGUAGAAUGUGUGUUGCUCAUUGAUGAUGGCAGAAUGGCAAGGCAGGUGAUGGACCCUGAUAAGAGACCAGGUCCUCCCAGGAAUUCUAGAGAAGCAUUUACUGCUCAAGGGGAUCAAGUAUUCAGUUUCCCAACAUUCCGAUAUUACUCCAGCAACCAGGACAAAGCCAAGUUUCUUACUGCUAAUGUAGAGGAGGAUAUAGCAGCUCUAGUCAGUCAGAUAGAGGUGUUACAUCAAACACUGUCUCAGAUAAAACAACAGAAAACACAGCUUGACUCGGAGAUUCAGGUCAACACAAAACAGGAGAGGAAAGCAGAAACCACUUUGAUGAAGAUCAGAGAAGAGAAAAGAAAACUGUCACUGGAAAUUAGUGAGUUGAAAAACAUUGAGGAUCCAGCACCAGUAGAUGUUGCUACUUAUGAAGAAGAAGUGAAGAUGUUAGAAGAGUUGCUAGCUAAUGAUACAGCUCAGUUAGAGAGUAAGACAACUGUUUAUCAGGAACAAGAACAGGUACAAGAGAAACUGCAAGAAGCAUACAAGGAAAUUGAUGUUCAAAUAAGGUCCAAAAUUGAUGCUGGUGAUGCUAUAAAGGAAGGUGUUGGCAAUGUUGUUAAUGAAAUAGAGACAUGUAAAACAAACAAGAAACAUUAUGACAGCAAGCUGAAAGAACAGGAAAAGAAAAUUAAAGAACUUAAAGAGAAACUGGAUAAAUACAAGGCUGAAAUUGAGAGUGAUGUGGAAAAGGCUCAGACUAUUCACAGUGAAAGAAUAAAUACUCGAAGGUCCCCUACUAACUUGAAAAGUGAGAUUCUGCAGAUAGAAAAACAAAUAAAAAAUGAAGAAAAAAGGCGGGGAGACCCAGAUGAAAUUACCAGAAACUAUAAAGAAAAAAAAGAUUCUUAUUUAAAAAUAAAAAAUGAAGUGAAGCAGCUUAGAAAAUUUAUUGAGCAACUAGAUAAAGCAUUAAAAAUCCGAGUAGAUGCAGUUAAUAAGAUACGUCAGAGUUUAACAUGGAGGGUUAAAGUGAUUUUUAUUAGAAUCCUUAAUGCCAAUCCAUCAUUGGAAGGGAAACUUGAAAUUUCUAAUAAAAGAGAAAUUAUACUUUUAGAUGUUCAACCAUCUAAAACUGUAACAACUGAAGGUGUGAAAGAUUUGAGAUCACUGUCUGGAGGUGAAAGGUCAUUCUCUACUGUAUGUUUUAUCCUGGCUCUCUGGGAAGCUAUGGAGUCACCAUUUAGAUGCCUUGAUGAGUUUGAUGUAUUUAUGGAUAUGGUAAACAGAAGGAUAAGUAUGCAGUUGAUGAUGAAUACUGCUCAAGCAAAGACAGACAGACAGUUCAUUUUCCUGUCACCACAAAAUAUGAGUAAUCUUGGUAUUACAUCAACAAAUAUGACAAGGAUAUUUAAAAUGCCUAAUCCAGAACGAGGACAGAAAACUCUACAAUUCCCCUCUACAAGCAAGGAGUAACUGAUUCAAUGGAGAAGUGUGUGCAACUAGUCAGCAGUUUUUAUUUGAACAGUUGGAUAUUCUAGUUUUUGUGUCAGGUGAUUUUGUGUUUUUGUGACGGUGAUACAAAAUUAUGAGUGACUCAGAAGGUUUAGUCAAAAUUAUGAAUGACACAGAAGGUUCUGUUCAGAUAUGAAUAUUUUUGCAGGAGAAUCUGAAAUACCUGUCUCUGAUGAAAAUAUAUGAUCUUAUCAGUUCCCACACUUUAGUUGUUGAUGGGAGGACGUGUAAUAGAAUAGUUAGUAAUAUUUUGACAAAGAUUAUGAUUUUAGUUUGUUAGUUUUCAGUUUUGACAGUUCAGUGAUUAUGUGAAGGUACAGAAAUUGAAGGAGAACCAGACUAUGGAAUGUGAUGAUGUAUAAAUCCUGUGAUAUGUAUAUAUGUGGUUUUAUUUAGACAAGAUAGCAAACAAAAAACUGAUGUGUUUGUACUCCAUGUUUGCACAGUGAGAACUAC